ACUAAGCUUCUAACAACGCGAGAACUACGCGAGAACGGUGCUUUCAGCUUAGGCCGAGGGCGGUCAGAUUCCUCGUAGAAACGGGAGCCAGCGGGGACCGGACUGAAUUUACUUCCUGAAAACAUCUAGAAGCGGUGGCGGCGGAGGGGGGGACGUCUUGUUGAAGCAGGAAGCUGCGCUGCAGGACGGGCGCCAUGGAGACUGCAGAAGAAGAAGAUAUAUGCAGGGUUUGCCGAUCAGAAGGAACAGCAGAAAAACCUCUUUAUCAUCCUUGUGUGUGUACUGGCAGUAUUAAGUUUAUUCAUCAGGAGUGCUUGGUCCAAUGGCUUAAACACAGCCGGAAAGAAUACUGUGAAUUAUGCAAGCACAGGUUUGCCUUUACACCAAUUUAUUCCCCAGACAUGCCUUCUCGACUUCCAAUCCAAGACAUCUGUGCUGGACUGGUUACGAGUGUUGGCACAGCAAUUCGAUAUUGGUUUCACUAUACCUUAGUGGCAUUUGCAUGGCUUGGAGUGGUACCCCUUACAGCAUGUCGCAUUUACAAGUGCUUAUUUACUGGCUCUGUGAGCUCACUUUUGACCCUACCCCUUGAUAUGCUGUCAACGGAUAAUUUACUGGCAGACUGCUUGCAGGGAUGCUUUGUUGUUACAUGCACCCUUUGUGCUUUUAUAAGCCUUGUUUGGUUAAGAGAACAAAUAGUUCAUGGAGGAGCUCCUCUGUGGCUGGAUCAAAAUUUCGCACAGCCUCAGAAUGGUUUGAAUGGCCAACAAAAUGAGGCACAAGGUGCUGGUAAUGAAGUUGUUGAAAAUGUGGCCUUGGACCAUCCAGCUAUUCCCCCAGUGGAAAAUGCUGUAGUUGGGGAAAAUCCUGAUCUUCCAGAGGAUCAGGUGGAAGAUGAAGAGGAAGACAAUGAGGAUGAUGCAGUUAUUGAAGAUGCAGCUGAUAUAAACAAUGGGGCACAGGAUGAUAUGAACUGGAAUGCCCUAGAAUGGGAUCGAGCUGCAGAAGAACUCACUUGGGAACGGAUGCUGGGCUUAGAUGGAUCACUGGUUUUUCUGGAACAUGUCUUCUGGGUUGUGUCAUUAAAUACCCUUUUCAUCCUUGUGUUUGCAUUUUGUCCUUACCACAUUGGACACUUUUCUGUUGUUGGACUUGGAUUUGAUUGCUAUGUAAAAGCUUCCCACUUUGAAGGUCUCAUAACAACAAUAGUUGGAUAUGUUCUACUGGCAGUCACAUUGAUUCUCUGCCAUAGUUUAGCAGCAGUUGUGAAGUUUCAGCGAUCAAGACGUAUACUGGGCAUAUGCUACAUAGUUGUGAAGGUUUCCUUACUGGUUGUUGUAGAGAUUGGUGUUUUCCCCCUCAUUUGUGGUUGGUGGUUAGACAUUUGUUCAUUGGAAAUGUUUGAUGCCACUUUAAAAGACAGGGAACUAAGUUUUCAGUCAGCACCUGGAACCACCAUGUUUCUUCAUUGGCUUGUUGGAAUGGUUUAUGUUUUUUAUUUUGCAUCUUUCAUCCUGUUACUAAGAGAGGUGUUAAGACCCGGAGUACUGUGGUUUCUGAGAAAUUUGAAUGAUCCAGAUUUUAAUCCAGUCCAGGAAAUGAUCCAUUUGCCAAUUUACAGACAUCUCAGAAGAUUUAUUUUAUCUGUGAUUGUCUUUGGAUCUAUUGUAAUACUUAUGCUUUGGCUUCCAAUUCGCAUUAUGAAACAUGUGCUGCCUACUUUUUUACCUUAUAAUGUGAUGUUAUACAGUGAUGCUCCUGUGAGUGAACUGUCAUUGGAGCUACUACUUCUUCAAGUUGUUUUACCAGCUUUACUAGAACAAGGACAUACUCGACAGUGGUUGAAAGGUCUUGUCAGAGCUUGGACUGUAACAGCUGGAUUUUUACUAGACUUGCACUCCUAUCUUCUUGGAGACCAAGAGGAAAGUGAGAAUCAAGCUAAUCAACAGGCUGCCAACAAUCCACUUAUUCGAAACAAUGCCAUUCCAGUUGUUGGUGAAGGUUUGCAUGCAGCCCAUCAAGCCAUACUGCAGCAAGGAGGCCCUGUAGGAUUUCAGCCAUACCAUAGGCCAAUCAAAUUUCCUCUCAGGAUAUUUUUAUUAAUAAUUUUGAUGUGCAUCACAUUAUUGAUUGCUAGCUUAGUUUGCCUGACACUACCAGUGUUUGUAGGGCGCUGGCUGAUGUCAUUUUGGACUGGAACUGCAAAAAUACAUGAAUUAUACACAGCUGCCUGCGGUCUUUAUAUAUGUUGGCUGUCUAUUAGAGCUUUAACUGUAUUAUUUGCAUGGAUGCCACAAGGACGGCAGGUGAUUUUGUUAAAAGUUAAAGAAUGGUCACUUACGAUUAUGAAGACCUUAAUUGUUGCACUUCUUCUGGCUGGUGUUGUCCCUCUUCUGCUUGGUCUCUUAUUUGAAUUAGUCAUUGUUGCACCUCUCAGAGUUCCUUUGGAUCAAACGCCACUUUUUUAUCCAUGGCAGGACUGGGCCCUUGGUGUUUUGCAUGCUAAGAUAAUUGCUGCUAUAACUCUCAUGGGUCCUCAGUGGUGGUUGAAAGCUGUAAUAGAACAGGUAUAUGCCAAUGGAAUACGCAAUAUUGAUCUACAUUUCAUACUUGGCAAACUGGCUGCUCCAGUUAUAGCUGUUCUUUUGCUGUCGCUGUGUAUACCAUACAUUAUUUCUGCUGGAAUCGUAAUGUUAAUUGGUGUAACCUUUGAAAUGCAGAAUCUAGUUCAGCGUCGCAUUUAUCCAUUCUUGCUGAUGGUGGUGAUACUAAUGGGGGUCCUGUCUUUCCAAAUCCGACAGUUUAAGCGACUUUAUGAGCACAUUAAGAAUGACAAAUAUCUUGUCGGUCAACGUCUUGUUAACUAUGAACGCAAAUCUGGAAAAUCCAAAACUUCGCCUUUAACAUUUCCUUCUCAAUUGGCAAGGGAGUGAAAGGGACAGAGAAGACUUUAGAAAAUAAUUGCAUACCUCCACAAACUCCUGAUAACUUUUUUUUAAAGGAAUGAAAUAGCGGGCGGUGUGGGGGUGGGGGGGGGGGAUGUUCUUCAGCAGAGUUCUCCAAUAAUAUUAGAACAGAAGUCAUAAAAUGGCUUGAUUCUACUCAAAUACAUUAACAACAUCAUUGAAUUUGUGUGGACAUUGUAUACCAGAGUGGGAAUAUGUGGAAUACCAAAUGAAGAAUUUUGUGAAUAUCUUUAUUGUAAAUCUUAAAAACUAUAUUAAUUUAUUAAAUCCAGGUGUCACUUUAAUCCUCCGUUGUGGACAGUUUGUUUUUUUGUUAGGAGAUAAAGCAAAUUUUCCAAAAUAUUUUAAAAUUAUAAACACUGCAGAGGAAAAUAAAAGAAAAAUCCUGCUGCCUAAAUGGAAAAUGUAGCUUUAGUUGAAGUUCCCCUGACUUGAACUAUAGCUGUUGGCUUAGAACAUCAGCAAAGUUCUAUAGGGUUGGGUGCACGCAUAGCAAUAGUGUGCUGCACAGCCAGUUACCAUGUGUUAAGGUCCUACAGAGAUUUGCCAUGGUUUUGCAAUGCAGGCAUUGGGGCUGCCGGUAUUCAGAGGUGGAACAUGUUUUAAAGAAACCUGUAAAAAAUGAAAGAAGCACCACUUUUCCUCUACACAGGUUUUGAUAAAUCUCCCCCAUUAUGCUUAUUAGUCAUUUGACCAUUGUUUGCUAGUUAGAGGGAGGUAUCCUCCCUGGCACCUAAUAUGGCACAAUAAGAAAUCCCUUGAUCUAGUAAACAUAAUUCUUUUACAUAUAACUUAUAAUUACAAUUUUUUUUAAACAAGAAAAGUAUCCAACCUGUCUUUAACAAAUUAUAUAGUAUUUACAACAUUAUUUUGUAGGGUGUUCUGUAGUCUUAAUGCUCUUACAUUAAAAAAAAAAAAAAUGAAAACCAAGAUGAAAAGGUAAAGUAAAUUUUUUUUUUUUUUUUUUUUUUUUAAAGGCAAUAGAAUUUAUAAAAAAUUUCAGUGAAAUAGCAGCAUUAUUGUGAUCAGUGUGUAACAAGUUUACCAAUGUGGAGACAAGCAGAGUGUCAACACAAUAAUUCUGACAUUGCUGGAAUUCUUGCGGUUAUUGUAAGUUGUCUGCAUCUUUUUCCCUCAUAGGGAAACAAUGAGGCUUCUUGCCUUGGAGCUCUAGCCUUAAUCAAAAUAUUUGAUCAAAAUACAUGUUUUAAAGUAACUUAGGCUGCGCUCACACAGCCGUCUAGACCAGUUCCGUUCUUCUCCUGUCAAAAUAAAAAACGGACUUAAAAAAGACAAUAACGUUAUAUAAUAUCCGUAUGGAUCCGUUUUUGUUCAGUUAAUAAACCCAAAAAAAUAUAUAUUUUUUGUCCUGAGCAUGUUCAAAAGUAAAAACAGAUCAAAAAACGGAUGCAAAUGAAUGACAUUAAAGGCUCAUCCGUUUUCCAUAGACUUCAAUGUUAAAUUUACUGUAUCUGCUUUUUCUUCCAUUUUUUGGACGGAAGAAAAAAUCUGCAUGUGCCGUCACAAAAUACGGAAAUGAGUGCAGACUGGUGCAAAUGGAUUUUAAAUAAAAUCCCAUUGACAUGAAUGUGAUUUUUUUUUUAAACAGUUUUGAAUCCGUUUACAGCCUGCAAAAAAGCAAACAAAACGGGGAUAAAAAAAAUAAAUAAAAUAAACGGGGACAGACGGCUGUGUGAACGCACCCUUAGGAGAUAAAGUUGGAAUAGGUUACUCUAUUAAAAUAUAGUAAAGCAAAGCCUCUUUGAGACAAUCACCCAAAUUUGUAUUUAAAAUGGUCUUUUAGAUGGAUGGACAUCUGAAAGAAAAUAUAACAGAUGAUGGAACUGAAAAUUUUUUCAAGAAAUCUUGUUUGAAUAAGGGGUGGUCUUUUUGAAGAGGUUUGACUGUCCUUGCAGUUUGUGUAAUAAAAAAUUUCAUGAAAAAACUAAACAAAAAGUGAACUAUAUGCAAACAAAAAAUUUGAAGAAAAGCUAUUACAAUGAGCAAUGAAGGGACAAGUGUGUCCUCAAAUAUGUAAGUUGAUGUACCCCUGUUGUUGAUGUCUUGGAUUUUGUUGUUUAUUGCCUAAAUAAAGAUCUGUCUGCUUCACAUGA
Hyla sarda is the source of this 5080-nucleotide messenger RNA. RefSeq names its product membrane associated ring-CH-type finger 6 (gene MARCHF6). Gene Ontology annotation, cellular component: endoplasmic reticulum membrane. The record is from RefSeq and is a predicted model, not a curated record. The transcript is spliced from 26 exons. Gene Ontology annotation, molecular function: zinc ion binding. The coding region runs from base 195 to 2933 and encodes 912 amino acids. Lineage: Eukaryota; Metazoa; Chordata; Amphibia; Anura; Hylidae.